Molecule: messenger RNA, 1230 nt
Organism: Ylistrum balloti
Lineage: Eukaryota; Metazoa; Mollusca; Bivalvia; Pectinida; Pectinidae
Product: sonic hedgehog protein-like
Exons: 3
Coding region: 1-1230 (409 amino acids)
Biological process (GO): smoothened signaling pathway; cell fate specification; multicellular organism development
Molecular function (GO): calcium ion binding; patched binding
Source: RefSeq, a predicted model, not a curated record
AUGUAUAGUCCGACGUAUCGACGAUUCUACACGGGGCUAAUCGUGUUCCUCCUUCUAACGGGACCUUCCCUGCAAUGUGGCCGGGUGGUAGGCAGAAGGAAAAGACCUGCAAAAAUGAUUCCCUUGGUUCACAAACAAGGUGUGCCGAAUUUAUCAGAAAACACCAUUGGAGCUAGUGGACUAAGCGAGGGUGUCAUCACCCGAGAUGAUCCGAAAUUUAAACAGCUUGUUACCAACGAUAACCCCAACAUCAUAUUUAAGGACGAAGAGGGCAACGGUUCUGAUAGAAUCAUGUCACAGAGGUGCAAAGAUAAACUGAACACGCUGGCGGUGUCCGUAAUGAACACUUGGCCGAACGUGAAACUGCGCGUGACAGAAGCCUGGGAUGAAGAUGACCACCACGCUAAGAACUCUCUUCACUACGAGGGUCGGGCUGUAGAUAUCACCACCAGCGACAGGGACCGUACCAAAUAUGGACUGCUGGCCCGACUGGCGGUUGAGGCUGGAUUUGAUUGGGUGUAUUACGAAUCACGUGGCCAUAUCCAUUGUUCCGUAAAAUCUGAGUCAUCCGCUGCGAUCAAGAUUGGAGGCUGUUUCACCGGAUCUGGAACUGUACAAACACCGGAGAAAGGACGAGUUUUAAUUUCCGACAUCAAAGUUGGAGACCAAGUUUUGACCAUGACGAAGUCUGGAACUCUUCAAUACAGUGAGGUCAUCACAUUCCUGGACAGGGACGAACAGAGAACGGGUUUAUACCACACAUUGUUAACGAGCGACGGAAGAACGAUAACUCUCACUGAUAAACAUCUCAUUUACACCUCACCGUCAAACCAAACAAGCUUACAUUCUUUCCAGGCAAGAUACGCUGACACCGUUAAAAUAGGGCAAUAUGUUUUAAUUGCCGAAAUGACAAAAGUAAUAAAACCAUCAAAAAUUAUUGACAUAAAAAUAGGUUUUCAAGACGGUGUCUACGCGCCCUUGACGGCAGAGGGCAGCAUUGUCGUGGAUGGCGUUGUGGCAUCGUGCUACGGUGUUAUCAAUAACGAACAAAUUGCGCAUGCGGUGUUUGCGCCAACGCGAAUGUUACAUUCGAUUUCACAGUACAUAUCAUUGCCAUGGACUCAAUCGCAUUCUAACGGAACACAACAUGAAGGUGUGAAUUGGUACGCUGAGUUGCUUUACACAAUUGGAAAAUACGUUUUAGACAAAGAUACAAUGUACCUUGUGUAG